AUCGCAAUGUUCCGGCUUCUCGUUGCCUGCCUGGUGGCGACCCAGCUCGUCCCGUCAUGGUGCUCCUCCCCGGCGGAUCUGCCAGAAGAUGAGGAGGACGAGGCAAUGUUCCAAAUGCGGUCCGAUUUCGAGGAGUUCAAAGUGACUUACAAAAGGAGUUAUGACGGAGAGGAAGAAGAGAAUCGCCGUUUCCAGAUCUUCGUGGAGAACAUGAAGAAAGCUGAGCAGAUGGAAGACGACGACAGAGGAACGGCCGAGCACGGAGUCACCAAAUUCAGUGACAUGACAGACGAAGAAUUCGAGCAGUUCUACCUUAACCCGUUGAUGAUGAACGACACGUCCUGGAUGCAGGAGAUGGCGAAGGUGCCGGUGGCCGAACCGAUCGCGGACUGUCGGAUUCGUCGGCGAAUAGACUGGAGAAGUUACGGUGCGGUAACGUCAGUCAAAAAUCAGGGGCGGUGUGGCUCCUGCUGGGCCUUCGGAACCAUCGCCAACGUGGAGUCCAUGUGGUUCCUCAAGACCAAGCGACUGAUCAGCAUGUCGGAGCAAGUGCUCCUGGAUUGUGACCACUUUGACGGAGCCUGUAAAGGUGGCUUCCCCGACAACGCCUUCAGAAGCAUUAUGCAACUGGGAGGUAUGAUGUCUGAGAGGACCUAUCCCUACCGGGCAGCGCGGCGCUACUGCAGGUUCCAGCGCAGUCUCGUCGUUGCCCGGGUCCAGGCCUACAGGAACAUCAGGCCUCAUGAGCGCGAAAUGAAGAGGUGGGUGGCCAAGAGAGGACCCAUCAUCGUCAUGAUGAAUGCGCGAGCACUGAAAGGCUACAGGGGAGGCAUCCUCCGUACCGACUCAUAUUGGUGCCCCCCCAAAGGACUCAAUCAUGUGCCACUGGUUGUGGGGUAUGGAGUCGAAAGGGGGUUGCCUUACUGGAUCAUAAAGAACAGUUGGGGAAGGAACUGGGGCGAAAACGGAUAUUUCCGCAUCUACCGGGGCGAGAACGCCUGCGGACUGAACCGUUUCCCCAUGACUGCCAUUGUGUAG
Messenger RNA from Mobula hypostoma (lesser devil ray), 1038 nucleotides. Its product is annotated as cathepsin L-like. Gene Ontology annotation, cellular component: lysosome. The coding region runs from base 7 to 1038 and encodes 343 amino acids. Gene Ontology annotation, molecular function: cysteine-type endopeptidase activity. The transcript has 11 exons. The record is from RefSeq and is a predicted model, not a curated record. Lineage: Eukaryota; Metazoa; Chordata; Chondrichthyes; Myliobatiformes; Myliobatidae.